This is a messenger RNA of Linum tenue, 819 nucleotides long. NCBI's taxonomy places the organism in Eukaryota, Viridiplantae, Streptophyta, Magnoliopsida, Malpighiales, Linaceae. The record is from the annotation of a GenBank genome assembly.
GAAACAGAGAAUUUGGGAGAAAGGAGGAGAUGGCGAGCGAAGAAGAAAGAGCUGAGAGACUCCGUCGCCGCUCUCAACGAAGCACUUGCUUCUGAUCCUUCCAAUUCCGAACUUCGCUCCGUUCGGGAGGAGCUAGUGCGGUUGAUCAAAGAUGCGGAGGAUGGGCUUCUUCACCUGAAACGCGCACGGUUGUUGAAGGAAUUGGACGUGGCAGAGCGUAUCGACAUUGACGCCAUUACGGAUGGUGGAGUGGAAUCACUGGAGGAGGAAGAAGAUAGUGAUGAUGGGAGCUCUGCUAGGCUUGAUCCUGAAGCUAUAUCCCUAUUUCAGUACGCACUAGCGAGCGAGGAAGAAGAUAGUGAUGAUACAAGUGCAGAACAAUCGGAGUCCAGUGAUUAUGAACAAGAAGAAAGCGCCGAAGGUCUAGGAUUUCUUGGAAGCACCAACCAGCAAAGAGGCAUUCAAACCGAGACCGCCAUAUUUGCCAAGUGGGAGAAUCACACUAGGGGCAUAGCUUCCAAGAUGAUGGCAAAUAUGGGGUAUUGUGAAGGACUGGGUUUAGAAGCAUCAGGGCAGGGAAUGGCGAAUCCAAUGCCCGUGAAGGUCCUUCCAGAUAAGCAAUCUCUCGAACAUGUUCUGGAAUCUCAGAAACGUGAAGAGGCCGGCAAUGGAAAGCAAGCAAAAAAGCGGAGCAGAGGUGGGAAGAGAAAACGUGAUAAGAAGUUUGCUGCGCCAGUUAGAGCAGCCAAAUCUGCAAAGGAACUAAGGAAGAUGAAGAAACUCGUCCAGAUAUGUAUAGUUUCAUCAAGGACCAACUAG